Molecule: messenger RNA, 1475 nt
Organism: Hyalella azteca
Lineage: Eukaryota; Metazoa; Arthropoda; Malacostraca; Amphipoda; Hyalellidae
Gene: Gip
Product: putative hydroxypyruvate isomerase
Exons: 6
Coding region: 575-1375 (266 amino acids)
Biological process (GO): glyoxylate metabolic process
Molecular function (GO): hydroxypyruvate isomerase activity
Source: RefSeq, a predicted model, not a curated record
AUGUAUUUAUUGUGUUAUGGACUCGUUAGCUGCUUAUCCUAUGUAGGAAUGAUCGAUUUUCUACUGAAUUCCACUCACCCGAGUUCCAAAUACCAAUAACGGUGACGAUGGUUAAUGUACCUGUAGGCACGUAUUUCGCACGCAUGAACUGAACAUGUUGAUGCUUUGUGGCAUUGGCUUUGUACUGGAGUCACUGUGAAGGAGGAAAGCUUGGGGCUUUACUGUGACACGCCCCCGGCUGUACAGUCACAAAAGUAACUGCUAGAGAUUUUAUUGCUUUGGAAUGGUGUUGCAUCGUGGGUAUAAAAAUCGUUGUGGUGCCUCGAAUGAUUUUACAAGAUAUAUUUUCAAAAAAUUGUUAGUUUUACGUAUUCAUUGUUGACCGUCAAGUAGUGUGCACUGUGCAGCUGUGAAAGAUUGCUGCUUGAAUUAGUCAUCUGUUAUUAGCUCCAAUUCAUCAACAUUGAGGCAUGUGAUUUCAUCAGAUUUCUCUUCUGCUCAUAAAUUAUACUGCUUUUAUUUUUAUGCUAAUUAAUUAUCGCAACAUUUGGACGAUCGUGAUAGCGCUAAGACAAUGCAAGCGUGUGCAAACAUCAGUUGGAUCUUCAUCGAGGCUGGCCCGACGCUAGCCGCUCGCUGUCUCGCCGCUAAAAAGGCCGGGUUUUCUGUGGUCGAGAGCGACUGGCCUCAGGGUAAUUUGCCUGCAGAAACGUACCGAGCCGCACUCGACGAGGCAGGACUGCAGGCCAUCCUACUUAAUUGCUACCAAGGCGACACGAGUGCGGGCGAGUGUGGCUUCACAGCAGAGCCGGGACACGAGGACCGCUACAAGGAGAGUCUGGACAUAACCCUUCAAUAUGCCAGGACCAUCGGGGCAAAAAAGAUCCAUCUUCUGAGCGGGCGAGAUUUGAGCAGCCAAGGCGUGACCAAAGCUGAGCAGGAAAAAACUCUUAUUAAAAACCUGCAGGAAUCUUUGCCAGCCCUACAGCAGGCUAACGUCAUCGCCCUCAUCGAACCCAUCAACUCGUUUUCAAAGCCAGGAUAUUUUCUGAAUAACUUUGAGACAGCAUGCCGCGUGAUUUCAUCAGUCGGCAGCCCGUUAGUGAAGAUGCAACUCGACUUAUUCCACCUACAAAUGACAGAAGGCAACCUCGUCAACAAUAUCAAGAAGUUUCUUCCGUUCACCGGUCACGUUCAAGUGGCACAGGCACCUCAUCGUCAUGAACCUUCAAUGGCUGGUGAAGUAAACUACAAGUACGUUCUGGAGCAACUCUACAUUGCCGGAUACAGAGGGCACAUAGGGUGCGAGUAUAAGCCAUCCGUCACCUCAGAAUCUUCGCUGGGCUGGAUCAAGGAGUGGGGCUUGCAUUUUUAAAACCAUAUUCUCAAUAAUUUGUGUUGCGGAUUUACAAAAUAUGUCAUUAUUGUUGUUGGUAUUAAAAUACUGUCCAUGAUUAGAAUUUACUAAUUAAACA